Molecule: messenger RNA, 2741 nt
Organism: Morone saxatilis (striped sea-bass)
Lineage: Eukaryota; Metazoa; Chordata; Actinopteri; Moronidae
Gene: vax2
Product: ventral anterior homeobox 2
Exons: 3
Coding region: 814-1734 (306 amino acids)
Biological process (GO): central nervous system development; regulation of DNA-templated transcription; brain development
Molecular function (GO): DNA binding; DNA-binding transcription factor activity, RNA polymerase II-specific
Source: RefSeq, a predicted model, not a curated record
UGUAAAGCAAAUUAUACAAACAAAGAGUGCUCCAGACUUUUUAUUUGUGAGCCAAUGUGACCACGUCCCCAUUUCCCGACAGUUCCCCUUCCUGCAGGGUUUCAACACUGACAUCUUUUCUUGUGGGCUCUCCAAAAGCAGAAGACCACCGACCCCCCCACCCUUUUAUGUGGCCAUCUCACCACCAACAACACUCAAUCACGGAUCCGCAGACGCAGUCCUCCAUCUGACCGGGGCUGAAGUAACAGGCUGCUGCUUUGGACAAACCAGGAGAAACUUUGUUCCCUGGCUUGUGCACGGUGAACUGUGACCGCAGUGCUGCUGUGUGAGGUGUUUUUUAAAUUUUUUGUGUGUGUGUGCGCCGCCUCUCACUUUAUUUCUACGUGGGUGAGCAGUGUGUACUUGUGUUUGUGGCACCUCCCCGCUCCUCCAUAGAUCUGGUUGCCCCCUUGUACCUUUCAGGCUGCACCAUGCAUUUCUCCUGCACCUCCUGGCUGCUAUAGUUAGAGCAGGAUCCCGAGGUUCCCCCCCUUCCACCCACCUCCCCCAAAGCCGACUCUCCCUCUUGCCUUGGUUUGGACUCCGGACCGCGCGUCAUGCCGCGACACCUGAAGCGCACCCCGGUCCCGUUGCAGGACCGCAUGGUUCCUUUGUAACUGGAUCUACUUUUUUUUUUUUUGGAGGGAGAGGAGGGCAUGCUCUCCUCGUCUCUGGAGAACACUUGCAAAGAGGAGAAGAAAGUAGGAAGACGAGGGUGAGCAGCAGUUGCAGACGUAGGGAGAGAUCAUCUUAGAGAGUGUAACUUACUUGUAGAUGUUUGAUCAGGCCACGACUAUGGGCGAUGGGAACCACCGCUGUGGACCCAAUCCGCUGUGUCCGGACCGGAUGGAGACAAAGUGCCGCGCCGAGAUAGGGAGCCGGUCCCCGGUUCAGAGCUCCACCGACACUCCGGGGACAUCAGCCUCUACCCCGACGUCCUCCAGCGAAGACGGACACGACAAACUUUUGGGAGUGGACCCUGACUACUGUCGGAGGAUAUUAGUAAGGGACGCCAAAGGCACCAUCCGGGAGAUCGUCCUGCCGAAAGGCCUCGACCUGGACCGGCCCAAGCGCACGCGGACCUCCUUCACGGCCGAACAGCUGUAUCGGCUCGAGCUCGAGUUCCAGCGGUGCCAGUACGUCGUGGGCCGCGAGCGCACCGAGCUCGCGAGGCAGCUGAAUCUGUCCGAGACUCAGGUCAAAGUUUGGUUCCAAAACCGCCGCACCAAACAGAAGAAGGACACCACCAAGGAUUCAGACAAACGCUCCUCCUCCACGAACGAGUCAUUGGCCACCUGCAACAUCCUGCGCCUCCUGGAGCAGGGCCGCCUCCUAUCGGGCCCUGCCCCGCCACCUAACUCCCUCCUGGGGCCUCCGCAUCCGGGACACAACGGCUCCCUGCUGAGCAGCCCUGGCGGAGGCUCCUCCACUUCUCCGAGCAUCAGCAGCAGCACCCCUCCCAGCUCCCUACCAGGGGGGACUUUUGGGCUGUCGCUGCCCUCGCUGGGCGGCACCCCACCCUCACCGCGGCUGGGCGUCCCACCUCCGCACUCCCUCUGCUUCUCCAUGCCGCUGCUGGGGGGCGCUCAUCACGAACUCACAUCCGCCUACGGCUGCGGGUCUUCAGCUUUUGAGCCGUACAUGCGGCUGGACAGGAAAGAGGCAGAUCUGGGAGGGAAGAAGACAGUUUCUUAAGUAAUGUGUCCCACUUUUAGGACACCAGGGGGACAAGGACUUUUCAUCCCAGUCGCUCAACCGUCCGCCUGUUUAACACUUGAGCGUACAGGGCAAAGAAAGCACCCUGGAUCAUAAGAAAUGUGAAAAAGAAGAGAAAAGGUUGCUUUCCUUGCGACGCCAUUUUGUGCCACAGCACUGUUGGGCACCCUGACACAAAAUGGUGAAAAGGACGUGAUGUGAAGGAGACUCUCCCACAUAAAAAAAGAAAAAAAAAACUUGUGAAUUUUUGCAAAAAUGCCGUGUGUGUAUGUUGUGUGAACCCUGACAGACAGAUGUUUUUAUCACCACUCUCUUCGCAGUGGUUUCAAGUGACUCUUCACUUUUUUGUCCAGUGAGUUUGUGUGUGUGGUUUUCUCUCUAUACAGGCCUUCAUUUACUGUUCAGGAAAAAACAACAACAAAAAAAACAAAAAACGUGACAUGGAUAGUUCAGACUGAAUCAGUGUCUGAAGGGAGAAAGAGUGGUAUUUCAAAGAGAGCAGUUUGUACACAUUUCGGUACAUAUUCCCGUACAAGUGGCCAUGUUUGAUUUUAGUUAAUGUGCUAUCACAAUAUGGAAGAAACACCGAAAAAAAAAAAAAAGAAUCGUAGCAUUUUAAUAUCAGUCUGUUUGGUGUCCAGCAGUAGUUUUUGUAAAUUCUUUAUUUGGUUGUGUUUGUGUAUGAAAUAAUAUGUGGUAGGAUCUGGACAAAUGGUGCAAAAAUCACAUAUCUAGAUCUGAUAGUUUAAUAUAAAAGAACAUGAGAAGAGAGGAGAACACAUGUGUGAGAAAGCUGGUUUAGACUCUGCCCAAGCAUUUGAGGAUUAAGCUUUGGACGUGCCACACUUGUGUCCUCCAAUCACUGAAGCAAGUCAAGGUCAAGCAGAGAAAAUGACCUUUGAACUCAGAUUAACUUUACAAUCUUUACUUCACAGAUGUCACACAUUCCCUUUUGAGUAAAUUUCUAAGAGACAGUUGAAGAAGAG